UAUACAACUCCACUACUGUAUAUAUUAUUUUUCCUCUCAAAUAAAAGAAGACCCUCCAUACAACUACAGGGUCGCAAAGUGCAGAUCCUCAGUGUGUUAACUUUGUGAGAUCUCUGUGUGUUUGUAUUCCUUGAUCGAGCAUGAGAUGAAUUUGGUGGGCAGAGAUCGAAUCGAGGCAUUUGUUUCCAUUUUCGUAACUCUUCUUCCUCACGAGCUCUCCUCAUUGCUUUACUCCUCAUCCACUUUUUUCUUUAUUUUGAGCUCAUACUUUGUGGUUCUUCCUUUACGUGAUGAAGGGGCUAUAUCUUUGGGAUUGGGGAAUCUCCCCAGCUUGUUUGUGGGAUCCUUGAUACUCACACUCUUUGCUGCCCCUCUUUCCACCUUUAUCUUUUCAUUGCCUAAUCUUUCCAAGUCCAAGGCUUUGGUCUUGAUACACAGGUUUUUUGGGGUCACACUUGUUGCGUUCUACAUCCUGUGGAUUUCUUCUACUCCUGGGAGUUCACCAUUUAAUAUCAAGGGACUGCUCUCUGUGUCCUCAACUUUAAAACAGGAAUUAAAAGUGGAGGUGAGUCACACGAAUACCCCAAACUCGUCCAGUUGGAGCAACCAUGGGUGGUUCUACGUGUCAGUGAGAAUUGGCCUGUUUCUUUGGGUUGCUUUGCUUAAUCUUAUUACUAUAUCUUCAACUUGGGCUAGAGUUAUUGAUGUGAUGGAUAGUGAGUCAGGUUCACGAUUGUUUGGGUUUAUUGGUGCUGGUGCUACACUCGGCCAGCUGUGUGGUUCAUUAUUUGCCACAGGAAUGGCUUGGUUAGGACCGUAUUUACUUCUUGUUUCAGCAAUUCUCAUGGAACUUGCUGCACAGUCAUCAAAAGGAAUCAAGAAAGACGUCUUACAACUUCCUGAAGAACUAUCUCCCAUCAGGGAAGCUGAUAUCAAUCAAGCUGAAGAGGCCGAGAAUAUACCAGGGCUCACACAGAGAACAACUUCCCCAAAAUCGCCAGCUUCUGUAGCAAAGCCUCAGUUCUGGGCUAUAUUGGAUGGGCUAAAGCUCAUUCUAUCUUCGACUUACUUGUUGCACGUAUCAUUAUUCCUUUGGCUGAGUGCAGUUGUGUCCUCCUUUUUUUACUUUCAGAAAGUUACUGUUAUUGCUGCUGCAGUAACAGAUCCCACUGGUAGAAGGAGAUUAUUUGCACAGAUCAAUAGCUUUAUUGCUAUUUUUAUCCUUGCCGGACAGCUCACUUUGACGGGGCGCAUCCUUACUUUUGCUGGUGUUACUCUAGCCAUUUGCUCUGCACCAUUUGUUGCCUUGGCAAAUCUAAUUGCUUUAGCAGUAUGGCCCACAUGGAUUGUAGUGGCCGUCUCAGAAACUCUGAGGAAGGUGGUCACAUAUGUCGUUACGAGGCCUGCAAGGGAGCUUCUUUUCACUGUUGUCUCACAGGAUGAGAAGUAUAAAGCAAAGGUAUGCAUAGAUGUGAUUGUUCAAAGACUUGGGGAUGCUACAGCAGCUGCAAUGUACAAGCUACUCUUCAGCACUCUCAAUGGCAAGGCAUCAGCUGUUUCUCUAUAUGCCCUGCCUGUCUGCUUGAUGUGGAUACUGACGGCAUUUUAUCUAGGACAUCGAUACAGGCAACUAUCAGCGGAUCAUCCGUCUCAACCCACUGAAACAUGUAGAAGAUACGGAACAUAAUGCCAAACACAAAGAGUUUUUGUAUCUUUCAGAACCUGGAUGCUUCAAUAUAUGCGGUUCAAGGGCGAUGUCUCAAGUUCUGGCAGUUAAAGUUGCUUGUUCCAGAGUAGGGAUACGACUCUAGUGGUUGAGGAUCGACCUAAAAGCUGGACACAGAUAUUCUAUUUGGAGAAGUGAAUCAGGAAAUCAACUAUAUUUCCUCGAUUGUCACAAUUUUUAUAUACAUUUUUGGGUGAUUUUGAUGUCUUUGCGGUUGUUAGUUUCUUAUUGGUCAAUCUGAGAUCCAUCUCUAGGGUAGGACAUUGUCCUGCAAGACAUCCAUUCUAAUAUUUAAUGGUACAGUAUACAAAUUUAUCACUUAUUCGGUCCAAGUUAUGGGGUUAACGAAAAUUAGGUCAACCAUUAUACUGAGUUGGCAGCCAUUUGCUUUUCAGUAAGACUGUAGUAGUCUGUACUUGCUGGUAUAGAAAAUGGAGCAAAGAACAAAGACAGUGAUAGAACCAUCACACCAAGUCUAGUGUCAAUAGCUGUGAAUGGUGCUCAACAGGUUGGUCUAGUGGCAGUGUCUCAAUAGCUGUGAAUGGUGCUCAACAUUCGGCCAUUGUUGGGAACAGUGACUCUUUUUUGCAUACUACUAUAGUUUGCGACAAAUUGGAGCUGGCAAAAUAUAGACACAUUGCGAGAACCUGUACUGAUUUCCUUUGGAUAUUCAUAGGAGUAAAAAGUUUUCGUGAUAUUAUCCAUUCUUUUACUGCUUUCAUCUCGAUUUACAUAUAAAUACGUUCUUAUUAAAGAAACAGUGGAUGCCCUUUAAAUUAGAACUCUGUAUCCCACAUCUGA
Solanum dulcamara is the source of this 2527-nucleotide messenger RNA. RefSeq lists its product as uncharacterized. The coding region runs from base 146 to 1687 and encodes 513 amino acids. The transcript is spliced from 14 exons. Gene Ontology annotation, cellular component: membrane. The record is from RefSeq and is a predicted model, not a curated record. NCBI's taxonomy places the organism in Eukaryota, Viridiplantae, Streptophyta, Magnoliopsida, Solanales, Solanaceae. Gene Ontology annotation, biological process: nucleotide transport. Gene Ontology annotation, molecular function: ATP:ADP antiporter activity.